Messenger RNA from Calidris pugnax (ruff), 5939 nucleotides. It is a transcript of the gene NUP188, whose product is annotated as nucleoporin 188kDa. Gene Ontology annotation, biological process: protein import into nucleus; RNA export from nucleus. Gene Ontology annotation, molecular function: structural constituent of nuclear pore. The record is from RefSeq and is a predicted model, not a curated record. Lineage: Eukaryota; Metazoa; Chordata; Aves; Charadriiformes; Scolopacidae. Bases 30 to 5243 code for a protein of 1737 amino acids. Gene Ontology annotation, cellular component: nuclear pore inner ring. The transcript has 44 exons.
GCGGCGGGUCACGUGAGAGGGGAGCGAAGAUGGCGGCGGGCGGGCUGUGCGCGAGGAGCAGCAGAGAACUGUGGACAAUUCUUCUGGGCAGAUCAGCUUUAAGAGAACCAGCUCAGAUCGCUGCAGAAUUGAACAAGCACUGGCAGAGAUUGUUAGAGGGACUUUCAUACUAUAAACCGCCAAGUACAACUUCCGCAGAAAAAAUAAAAGCUGAUAAAGAUGUAGCUGCUCCACUAAAAGAGUUGGGUCUGAGGGUCAGCAAGUUUUUGGGUCUGGAUGAAGAACAAAGCGUGCAGUUGUUACAGUGUUAUCUUCAAGAGGAUUACAGAGGAACAAGGGACUCCCUCAAGACAAUUCUUCAGGAUGAAAGGCAGAGUCAGGCUCUGAUGCUGAAGCUUGCUGACUAUUACUAUGAAGAGAGGAUCUGCAUUCUGCGCUGCGUCCUCCAUCUACUCACUUAUUUUCAGGAUGAGAGACACCCUUACACAGCACAAUACUUCCAGUGUGUUGAAAAGUUGGACAAGGAACUAGUUCCCAAUUACCGGAAGCAGUUUGAAGCACUGUACAAAGCAGAAGCUCCUACGUGGGAAACACAUGGAAAUCUCAUGACAGAACGUCAGGUUUCCCGUUGGUUUGUGCAAUGUCUCCGUGAACAGUCCAUGCUCCUGGAAGUCAUCUUUCUCUACUAUGCCUACUUUGAGAUGGCACCUGAUGAGCUUCUGGCAUUUGCAAAGAUGUUCAAAGAACAGGGAUUUGGCACUAGACAAACCAACAGACAUUUGGUAGACGAGAGCAUGGAUCACCUGGUGGAUCGUAUUGGCUACUUUAGUGCUCUUAUUCUGGUGGAAGGCAUGGAAAUCGACUCCCUCCAUGAGCGUGCUUUGGAUGACAGGACGGAGGAGCACAAGUUAGCCAACAGUGAGCGCAUCCACCAGGAGAUGGACAAUCAGCUGCUGCAGUUGGGGGAUGUCUCACAUCAUGCUCCGGUGCUUUUGGCCUGGGCUCUGCUCCGUCACACUGUAAACCCAGACGAGUCCGCAAACGUCAUCAGGAGAAUGGGCAGCACUGCCAUCCAGCUGAAUGUAUUCCAGUAUCUGACAAAGCUGCUGCGGUCGCUGAGCAGUGGGGGGAAGAAUUGUACUGCCAGCACAGCUUGUAUGUGUAUUUAUGGACUUCUUUCCUUUGUCCUGACGUCACUGGAACUACAUACAUUGGGCAAUCAGCAGGAUAUAAUUGAUGCUGCAUGUGAAGUUCUGGCAGCUUCCAGCAUUCCUCAGCUCUUCUGGAAGACGGAACCUACUGCGGGUCUGGGUAUUAUCCUGGACAGUGUGUGUGGGAUGUUCCCCCAUCUUCUUACUCCUCUCCUUCAGCUGCUCCAAGCCCUUGUGUCUGAUAAAUCUACUGCAAAAAAGGUAUACAGUUUCCUGGAUAAAAUGUCCUUCUAUAUUGAACUGUACAAGCAUAAACCUCCUGAUGUGAUCUCUCAUGAAGAUGGCACACUUUGGCGAAGACAGGCUCCAAAGCUCCUCUAUCCUCUUGGACUAGGUCAAACAAAUCUGCGGAUACCUCAGGGAACAGUGGGCCAAGUGAUGCUGGAUGACCAGGCUUAUUUGGUACGAUGGGAGUAUUCCUACAGCAGCUGGACACUGUUUACCUGUGAGAUUGAGAUGCUGCUCCAUGUUGUUUCGACAGCAGAUGUGAUUCAACAUUGCCAGAGGGUCAAGCCAAUAAUUGAUCUGGUUCAUAAAGUCAUCAGCACUGAUGUAUCGAUAGCAGAUUGCCUUCUGCCGAUCACCUCACGAAUCUACAUGCUCCUGCAGAGGCUAACAACUGUAAUCUCCCCCCCUGUGGAUGUUAUUGCUUCUUGUGUCAAUUGUUUGACAGUGCUGGCUGCUCGGAUGCCAGCCAAGGUUUGGACUGACCUUCACCAUACGGGGUUCUUACCAUUUGUUGCCAAUCCAGUGUCCAGUAUGAAUCACAUGAUUAGUGCAGAGGGAAUGAAUGCUGGGGGCUAUGGAAACCUGUUGAUGAGCAUAGAACAGCCUCAAGGCGAGUACAGUGUUACUGUCUCCUUCCUGAACCUGAUCACGACUCUCGUCCGGGGGCAACUUGGUAGCACCCAGAGCCAAGGACUAGUGCCUUGCAUUGUGUUUGUCCUGAAGGAGAUGUUACCAAAUUAUCACAAAUGGCGUUACAACUCUCAUGGAGUGAGAGAGAAAAUUGGAUGCCUUAUCCUGCAGUUGAUCCAUGCUAUACUGAAUUUAUGCCCUGAAAUGGAUCCUCGCAGCAGCAAUGCCCCCAGCCUCCAGUCCCUGUGCAUCUUCAGCCUGGCCAACACCGAAGCAGGACAAGCUGUCAUUAACAUCAUGGGAAUUGGUGUGGACACUAUCGAUAUGGUAAUGGCCUCCCAGUCUAGCAGUGAUGAGUCCCAAGGCCAAGGUCAACUGCUGAUCCAAACAGUUAAGCUGGCAUUCUCGGUUACCAAUAAUGUCAUCCGGUUGAAACCCCCCUCCAGCGUGGUGUCUCCAUUGGAACAGGCACUGACUCAGCAUGGUGCUCAUGGAAACAAUCUUAUUGCGGUCUUGGCCAAAUACAUCUACCACAAGCACGACCCUGCGCUCCCGCGCCUGGCCAUCCAGUUGCUCAAACGACUGGCGACGGUUGCUCCCAUGUCUGUUUACGCCUGUCUCGGUAGUGACGCUGCCGCCAUCCGCGACGCCUUCCUCACCCGCCUGCAGAGCAAGAUCGAGGACAUGCGCAUUAAGGUCAUGAUACUGGAGUUCCUCACGGUAGCGGUGGAGACACAACCUGGGCUCAUUGAGCUCUUCCUGAACUUGGAAGUGAAGGAUGGCAGUGACGGGUCAAAGGAAUUCAGCUUAGGGGAGUGGAGUUGCCUCCAAGUAGUCUUAGAGCUGAUAGACUCCAAACAACAGGAGAGGUACUGGUGCCCUCCCCUCUUGCAUCGUGCGGCCAUUGCCUUCCUGCACGCUCUGUGGCAGGACCGUCGAGACAGCGCCAUGCUAGUUCUGAGGACAAAGCCAAAGUUUUGGGAGAAUUUAACCAAUCCUCUCUUUGGGACCCUUCCUCCGCCUUCAGAAUCGUCAGAGCUCAGUGUCUUGGAUACCUGUGCCUUAAUCAUGAAAAUCAUCUGUUUGGAGAUCUACUAUGUUGUCAAGGGCUCGCUGGAUCAGUCCCUGAAAGACACGCUGAAGAAUUUCUCCACCAAAAAGCGCUUUGCCUACUGGUCAGAAUACGUGAAGUUACUGGCGUAUCACGUGGCAGAGACAGAGGGCAGCAGCUGUGCCUCCAUGACAGAGUAUCAAAUGCUCAUCUCAGCCUGGCGGAUGCUGCUGAUAAUCUCUACCAGCCAUGCAGAUAUAAUGCACUUGACUGAUCCUGCAGUUCAUCAGCAGUUGUUUCUGGAUGUGCUCGAUGGGACCAAGGCUUUGCUUCUAGUUCCCAUGUCAGUGUCCUGCCUGCAGCUGGGGUCUAUGCUGUGUACCCUCCUCCUGAUCCUGCUCAAGCAGUGGAAGAGCGAGUUGAGUUCUGUGGAUAAAAUCAUAAACUCCUUGACGCAGAUCCUGGAGGGAGUACUACAGGCAGAUCAGCAGAUGAUGGAGAAAACCAAAGCCAAAGUAUUCUCUGCUCUUAUCACUGUGCUGCAAAUGAAGGAGAUGAAAGUGAACGAGAUCCCUCAGUACUCCCAGCUGGUGCUGAGCGUGUGCGAAACACUCCAGGAUGAGGUCAUUGCACUCUUUGAUCAGACUCGACACAGCCUGACCUUGGGCGAUGCUGCAGAUGACAAGGACAGCAUGGAAACAGAUGAUGCCUCUCGAGUUAAACACAAGGACCAGCGAGAUGGGGUGUGUGUUCUGGGUCUGCAUCUGGCUAAAGAGCUCUGUGAAGUUGAUGAAGAUGGAGACUACUGGCUACAGAUUACUAGGAAAGUCCCUGUGCUUCCUACUAUCUUUGCCGCGUUGGAGAUCAGCCUGAGAGUUAAACAAAACCUUCACUUCACAGAGGCCUCCUUACAUUUACUGCUGACCUUAGCAAGGACUCAACAGGGAGCAGCAGCCGUGGCUGGAGCUGGUGUCACCCAGAGUGUCUGCCUGCCCCUCUUGAGCGUGUACCAGCUCAGCAGUAACGGAGCCAUUCAGACAUCUGCUUCCUCUCGCAAGUCGUUGGAUGCCCCCUCUUGGGCUGGGGUCUAUCGUCUCUCCAUGUCACUGAUGGAGCGCCUUCUUAAAACGCUCAGAUACAACUUCCUGACAGAGGCACUGGAUUUUGUCGGUGUCCAUCAAGAGAGGAUUCUGCAGUGCCUGAAUGCAGUACGGACAGUACAGAGCUUGGCCUGUCUGGAGGAGGCCGAUCACACUGUUGGUUUCAUUCUUCAGCUCUCAAAUUUCACAAAGGAGUGGCAUUUCCACCUGCCACAGCUCAUGAGAGACAUGCAGGUGAACCUGUGUUACCUGUGUCAGGCCUGUACCUCCCUCCUGCACAGCCGCAAAAUGCUCCUGCACUACCUGCAGACAAAAAAUGGUGAUUCCCUUCCAUCAAGUGUGACUCCACGAGUGCAGCGUAAUCCCCAAGCCUCCUCCAAACAUCCCAGCCCUGAGUCAGAGGCAGCAGAGCAGAAAGCGCUGCUCACAGUGCAGUACAGCCUCUUGAAAAUCCUCAGCAAAACCCUUGCUGCCCUGCGCCAUUUCACCCCCGAUGUCUGUCAGAUCCUCCUUGACCAGUCGCUGGACCUUGCUGAGUACAACGUGCUCUUCAUUCUGAGUUUCGCCACACCGGCCUUUGAUUCGGAUGUCGCACCUUGCUUUGGGACGCUCCUUGCCACGGUGAACGUGGCCCUCAACACGCUGGGAGAGCUGGAUAAGAAGAAAGAACCUUUCCCUCAGGCUGCGGGGCUGAAUAUGCAAGAGGGAACCAAAACCCUCAAGUCUCUGCUCAUGUUUACAAUGGAAAACUGUUUCUACCUGCUCAUCUCCCAGGCCGUUCGGUUCCUGAGAGACCCAGCUGUGCACCCCCGUGACAAGCAGCGGAUGAAGCAGGAGCUCAGCUCUGAGCUGAGCACGCUGCUCUCCAGCCUGUCUCGUUACUUCCGCCGCGGUGGUCCCUCUUCGCCCGCCAGCGGGGUUCUCCCUUCUCCCCAAGGAAAGUCUGCCUCCAAGCUGGGUCCCGAGGGGCAGGAGCCUUUGUUUCAGCUGGUGCAGGCCUUUGUCCGGCACAUGCAGAGAUAGAUCCUGUCCUGCCCCCGCCUCCCUCUUCAGGACUUGCAGCGGAACGAUCCAUCUCCACCGCGGAAGGCACCACCGUUGGCAGAGCUCGUAACAAGGACUGGGAAGGGGAGGGAGGCCUGGUGUGGGCAGUGGUGUGAACCCAGCUGGACCAGCAGCAGCCAGAUCCCCUUGAACUCUUGUGACCCAGCAGCAGAGUGAAUGUAAGGAGGGCCCAGCGCGGCUCUUCGGCCGUCAGCCCUCAUGCACAGCCCGCCCGCUCCACAGCAGAGCACCCGGGCUGGGUACGAGUGCUGAACUCUCAAAACCUUUAUUUUUAUAGCUUGUACCUCAGCUGGGGAAGCUGUGGCUGGAUGGAGAGAGGAGACAAAACUUUCCACUGGGCAUUAACUCUGCUCUUAACCCAAGGUGCAAUCUGCCUCUCCCCUGCAGUCAGAGUCCAGCUGAGGCACAACCAAGGGAUCAGCCAGCAAUUCAGAGACCAUCUUUCUACUGCUAUUUUUGUACUGAGUGGUUCAAGGCAAGAUGGUGUAUGUGUGCUCACGCCUUCCCUUCGCCCUGCAGUCUGUGUGUUGUGUGUGUUUCUGAAGAGCAAGGCCUCACUCAAGGUUUUUAAGGCAAAAUUCCAUUGCUCCAGUUCUUGCAGUUUUUUGUAACUGUGCCCUAUUUAUACUGAUAUUAAAACCUUUAUAGACAGCA